CGUGUUGCUAAUAUUUGUAGCAUCUGUGAAAUGAACUCAUGUUGUAAUGUGCCUCUCAUUUAACUUACCGCCAGGAAAUAUGCGAAACGCGACAGUGUGAGUGCUACAGGAACAGUUCUACCAGUUAAACGAUGUUAGUAGAUCUAAAAGUAAUAGCAAAUUUUUAGCCACACAUUGAUUAUUCAUGAUGAAGGUUGCUGCUACAUCAUGGACAGGAUGAGCUAGCUAACAUGAGAUUAACUCUGGAAGAUUUCUGAACUACUUGCUAAAUCUAGCAAAGCAGCAAGUAACACGCAGAUUAAAGUGAUAAUCUCGGUGUAACUGUACUUUUGUCUGUCAUGAUGUCAGCGCUGUAUGGAUGUGUUUUAUUCAACUGUGUUUCCAAAUUAAGAAAGCAAACAGCUUUGACACAGGUCAGGAGAUUUGUGCAGUGGAAAAUGUCUGGGGGUUUAAUACGAGCUGGAAACACAGCAACACCACCGACAAUAGUAGCGAUGGCUAAUAGGAAAAGGAAUCUCAGUUUUCCUUCUUCGAGGUGCCUGUCAAAGUCAGCUGAGGAGGCAAAAGCUCGAGUGAAGAGAGUUUCUAUCGAGGGCAACAUUGCUGUUGGAAAGUCCACCUUUGCUAAACUCCUGCAGUCGGCUUGUUCAGACUGGGAAGUGAUGGCAGAGCCUGUCAGCAAGUGGCAGAACAUCAGGAGUGAGACCUCCAAGGGGACAGAGCCCCAGUCAACAGUCAGCAACCUGCUGCAGAUGAUGUACCAGGACCCUCAGCGCUGGUCUUACACAUUUCAGACAUAUUCCUGUAUGAGCCGGCUGAGAACACAGCUACAACCUCCUCCAGCUUGCCUGCUUAACUCAGAGGGAACACCUGUCCAGGUGUAUGAGCGCUCAGUCUACAGUGACAGGUACAUCUUUGCUCUCAACAUGUUUGAGCUGGGUUGUAUCAACACUACAGAGUGGGCAGUCUACCAGGACUGGCACUCACUGCUGGUGGAGCAGUUUGGACACCAAGUGGAGCUAGAGGGCAUCAUUUACCUCAGAGCCCCAGCAAAAAAAUGUAUGGAGCGUCUGAAGAAGCGGGGAAGAGCAGAGGAGAAGGGAGUGAAACUGGACUAUCUGGAUAAGCUGCAUGUUCAGCAUGAGAGGUGGCUAGUUGAGAAAAGCACCGAGAUCCAUUUUGAGAAGUUAAAACAGAUACCUGUUUUAGAACUCGAUGCCAGUGUGGAGUUUAAGAGUGAUCCAGUUGUGCGGGAGCAAUUUAUUACCAAGGUGAAGAACUUUUUCAAUGCUUUAUGAGAAGAUGGUCAUCAGCAACCAUCCACUGUGGGAAACAGAUGAAACCGGUUGGACCUCAUUCAGUCGAGUGUGUUGCAAUCUCUCACAGGACCAUACUACAUGAAACACACAGACUGAGUUUGUCUUUAUAAGAAUAUGUUACUUCUUAACAUUAUACUGCAAUGUUUUUUUUUGUCUGUUCAUUUGUUUUGACACACACUGUGUAGUUCUGAAAGUUACUGCUUGAACUGUACUGAUAAUUUCUACUGAAAUCUACAGAGCUCUGCCUAAAGAUAAUUCACAAAUGUGGCUGACACACACACACACACACACACACACACACACACACACACACACACACACACACACACACACACACACACACACACACACACACAUACA
Molecule: messenger RNA, 1679 nt
Organism: Amphiprion ocellaris (clown anemonefish)
Lineage: Eukaryota; Metazoa; Chordata; Actinopteri; Pomacentridae
Product: deoxycytidine kinase 2-like
Exons: 7
Coding region: 339-1298 (319 amino acids)
Cellular component (GO): mitochondrion; cytoplasm
Molecular function (GO): deoxynucleoside kinase activity
Source: RefSeq, a predicted model, not a curated record